AUGAGCAACCUAUACGAUGCUGGUUGCAGGACACUGUUGGCGCAUGGAACGAAGACUACUUCUGACCCCACGUUCCGGGAAUGUUUGGUACUGACCAGAAUCACCAGCUCUGCUGGCUUGUUGACCUCGAUUCUCGUGAUCUUGUUUGUCAUCAUGCACCGUUAUGUGUUUACGGUCUAUUACCUGACUAGAGUAUACGGGAAGAGCUAUGCGCUCCUGGAGCCCCGUCAACAGAGCCGACUCCGCUGUCAUCAUUUGGACCUGUUCGCAAAGGUGAUCUCGUUGGCUUUCAUCGCCCAACCGGUCUUCAUGGUGCUCUGGCGAGGACGCUCCUGGUCUGAUUUUUUCUCUACGAAAUCCGACUUUACUUUUGGUGAUUCGGCAUCUGUUGGCACUGCUACGAUUGCCGCCGCCUUCCUCUUCGAGAUAGCUUCAUCGGAAACGCUCGGCCUGUUACCCUUUGUCCAUCAUGUCGGAUCUAUUUUAACCAUACAAGGGUAUUAUUGGUGGUCGGUCGCCCAACCUAUCGAUAUGGACGCGGGUGUAGGCAAAGCCAAAACCAUGGCUAAUAUCUGUUUAUUGUGGGCCUUUUUCGCCUGUAUCUUUGGUUCUAUCAAGUCUGUUGGUAAUAUAAUGCGACGAUGCUUUGUGUUGAAACGUGUGACCCUUCGUCAGCUCUGCCUCGGUGUCUUCUGCAUCGACCUGAUCGUGGCUGCCUUGGAAGCUUUUUCGGUACUAUAUGCAGUGCUGGGCGGGUGGAGUGAAAUACCAAGUGGUGGGCAAUGGGUCAUACUCUUCCUACAAACAGGAUUUUCGGUGAGCAAGUGGGAACAUAUACGCCCGUUCUAUGCCAUUUACAGGCGAGGAAGAUCAUAG
Molecule: messenger RNA, 876 nt
Organism: Aspergillus pseudotamarii
Lineage: Eukaryota; Fungi; Ascomycota; Eurotiomycetes; Eurotiales; Aspergillaceae
Exons: 2
Coding region: 1-876 (291 amino acids)
Source: RefSeq, a predicted model, not a curated record